Molecule: messenger RNA, 1926 nt
Organism: Durio zibethinus
Lineage: Eukaryota; Viridiplantae; Streptophyta; Magnoliopsida; Malvales; Malvaceae
Molecular function (GO): RNA binding
Source: RefSeq, a predicted model, not a curated record
CGACACCUUUGAGAUUUUUUUAUAAAUAAAAUUUAAUUGGUGUGAUUAUGUCAAUAACUCUUAGUUCCCAGGGGAUAGACAGAGAUUGGAUUGGGGAGAGUAGGAGUAGACAGGCCGUGGAAGAUGCAGAUGAUGGGAAUGUGUUCAACUUCAUUUUCUAAUUCAACAUUUCUCUUAACUUCUCUUCGCUAUGGCAGCAGCAGCAGCAGCUACCACAGUCAUAACCAAAAGAAUAACACCACUUUCUUUCUCUCUUUCCCUUUCAACAGAACCCUUCCCUCUUCUUCCUUGCCUCCACUUUCCCAAGCAACUCAUUUCACUUCUCUUUCUGUUUUUCCCACUAUAAAUUCUAAUAGGUUGCAGGCUUCUGCUUUUAAUAAAGGAAGAAAGGUAAGCACUACCGUCUUCGAAAUGGACGGUUCUGAUGACGACGACGAUGAAUUCUUUGAUUUUGAUGAUGAAUUUGACGGUGGUGAUGACGACGAAGAUGAGGGUAUGCUUUCCCCGCUUGGGAAAAUGAGCAAGUGGUUUGAGAACAAGCCAUGUGGGUUCGGUGAAGGGAAAGUAUACGAUACUACUAUUGAAGACAAGCUGCUUGAAGAAAUAGAGCAAAGCAGGCAAGCACAAAUUGUUAAUGUCAAUAAUCUCAAAAGCAAUCCUGCCAAGUCUGGUUCCAAGAAAAAUGAUCGACAAAACAAAAAAGCUGAAGUUGUUCCAAGUGGAAUUCGUGUGAGGGUGGGCAACCUUCCUAAGAAAAAGAAUAUUCACAGGGAUUUGAAAGCUGCUUUCGAUGGGGUUUCUGGAAUAAUUAAUAUAUCUCCAGCUGUUUCUGGGAAUAAGAAGACUAAAGACCAUGUUUGCAAGGGUUUUGCCUUUGUUGAUUUCAAGCUUGAGGUGGAUGCAACUAGGUUUGUGCAAAAUUUCUCUGGACAAUAUCUCACCUUUGGUAAGAUUCAGAAGCAAAUAAAAUGUGAGAUGAUGAGUUCGCAUUCCCACAAUCCUGCUCAUGAACGACUGAUUGACAAUGAUCACAUGAUGCAUGAAAUGGCAGUUUCUGGCUGGGUAGACAGUCCAAAUGCUGAUUUUGAUAUGAAUAACAGUUCCUCAAAUUUAUCGUUGGAAAGUGUAUCUGAUAAAAUUGAUGAUCAGGAUGACGAGUUUGAUGGAGUAGAACUUAGAGAAGGUAGAGACAAUCUUAGUGUUAUUAGUAAAUCAGAGCCAAGUAAUGGUGAUGACAUGGAACGAACAUUUAAGCACGCAGAAGAUUCAAUUUCCUCAAAUCGGCUAGAAAGAAUUAGGGCUUUGGAGAAAAAGCUACUUGGUAGAGGAAAACAACAAAGAGUUCCGAAAGAGCCAAAGGAUCAAAAGCUAGAAAGAAUUAGAUCUAUUGAGAAGAAGGUACUUGCUAAAGGAAACCAGCAAAAGGUUCCAAAAGAACAAAAGGUUCAAAAGCUUGAUAUUCCAGGAUCUGCAAAAAGGUUAAAGAUUAAGGAAAAAGCUCUGCUAACGGGAGUCUUCUCCAAAUAUCGGUUUAAAACUGCUUUGACUUCCAAGGAAGAGUCCUAAUAAUGUGUAGAUUGUUUGAUAUGGCAUGUUAACAGCAGCUCAGUUGACUCUGAAAUUUGCCAGACUGGUAACAAAUGGCCUAUAUUUUGGUUUUAUUAAAAAACCUUAUUUCAAGAGAUUAUUGUGGGAAGGCAGUGAAUGCCUCUAGAGAACUCUUUACGGCAUAUUAUUUUCUUUGCCAUAAGAUUACUGUUGGUUGUUAUUUUGCAUCUCUGUUCACCAGGCAAGCUAUUCCAUUUUAUACAAGUAUAGAAAGAUUAGGUUGAAUAUUUGGUCCUGGUUUUAUAGGAAUUCCAUAUUGUUGAUUUCCUUUUUAGGAGUCAUUUGAUUCGAGGAAAUUUAAUUUGUUUUCGAAAUCUU